AGACCCAAACAAAACAACAUCCACCGACGUGUUUGUGUGUGUGCGCGCAGUAGAUUUAGAUUUCGAGGGCUAAAACUUUGUGUGUGCCAGAUUCACUUAGCUCUCUCAUCCUCCUCCCUCUGAUCCCGCCGCCACAAACCUUGUAGCUCUCUGCCGAUAGCUCUAACUGUUAUUAGCCCCGGUAACAAGUAGCUGAGGAAUAACAAGACGUCCUGAUGAUGAUGAUGACUUCACUCGGUGGUGGCGGUGGUAACGGUAACGAUGGUGGUGGAGGAGGAGGGAGAUUUAUGACGUAUCCGCCGCCUCUUUCCGUGCCUCCAUCGGCUCCUCAGUCACCUAACUUCUCUGGUGGUCUCCGAUCACAGUCUUCUUUCCUCGUCGAGCAAGAAAAGUAUCUUUCUGAAUUACUUGCAGAGCGCCACAAGCUUACUCCCUUCUUGCCUGUGCUCCCACAUGUCUGCCGUCUCAUGAACCAAGAAAUAUUGCGUGUAACCACGCUGUUGGAGAAUGCCUUAACUCAGAGUAGGUUUGACCACCCUAGCCCUCUGUCUUCUUCUGGAGGGAUAUUUCAGAAUUCAAGAGCUGACAUGAACGGAGGAUGGCCUUCACAGUUUCCAUCAGAAAGAUCGCUUUCAUCAUCUCCAGCACCAAACUGGCUAAACUCUCCUGGUGGCUCGUCCGGUCUCAUUGUAAAACGAUCGAUCAGGGUGGAUAUUCCAGUCGACCAAUACCCAAACUUUAAUUUUGUUGGCCGCCUCUUGGGACCUAGAGGAAACUCCCUCAAACGAGUUGAAGCUAGCUCUGAAUGCCGUGUUCUGAUAAGAGGGAGAGGCAGUAUUAAAGAUCCAGUCAAGGAGGAUAUGAUGAGAGGGAAACCAGGGUAUGAGCAUUUGAAUGAACAACUCCACAUCUUAGUCGAGGCAGAGUUGCCUAUUGAGAUAGUGGAUGCACGUCUCAUGCAAGCUCGUGAGAUUCUAGCCGAUCUACUUACUCCAGUGGAGGAGACACAUGAUUUCUACAAGAAACAACAGCUCAGGGAACUGGCGCUUCUCAACGGUAGUAUAAGAGAAGAAGGGUCUCCCAUGUCAGGUUCAGUCUCUCCUUACAAUAGCCUCGGCAUGAAGAGAGCCAAGACUAGGGACUAAAUAAAACAACAAGUCAUCUCACCUUUUCAACAAGGUAUUAAUAUAUUGCACCAUAACCACUUCCUUCUUCAAACAAGAAGGCUUCUGAAGGUUCUGCCUCCAUCUCAUCCUACCACUCCUCAAGGCUACCGGUACUGUCUCUUAUCCUUGGAAUUAAAAAAAAAAAAAAAAAAACCCUUCGUACGCGUCUAUGUCUGUUUAUUUAUGUGUCCCGGAGAGAGUUCAGAUGACAGAACUGAACUAUAAGAGUUUGUAUCUGUGUAUCUCUGUCUCUCUCCGAGGUUAGUUUUGGCUUUGCUUUUGUUCUUUUGGUUCAGUGGAGACUACUACUAACAAGCUUUGUUGCUUAACAUAAUGGUUUGUGUGUUUGGUAAUGAAUUAUUCUGUUUGCAUUAA
This is a messenger RNA of Brassica oleracea var. oleracea, 1541 nucleotides long. RefSeq names its product KH domain-containing protein At4g26480-like. The transcript has 7 exons. The record is from RefSeq and is a predicted model, not a curated record. Gene Ontology annotation, biological process: regulation of mRNA splicing, via spliceosome. The coding region runs from base 216 to 1145 and encodes 309 amino acids. Gene Ontology annotation, cellular component: nucleus. Lineage: Eukaryota; Viridiplantae; Streptophyta; Magnoliopsida; Brassicales; Brassicaceae. Gene Ontology annotation, molecular function: mRNA binding.